This is a messenger RNA of Xiphias gladius (swordfish), 818 nucleotides long. RefSeq names its product annexin B11-like. The transcript has 4 exons. The record is from RefSeq and is a predicted model, not a curated record. NCBI's taxonomy places the organism in Eukaryota, Metazoa, Chordata, Actinopteri, Istiophoriformes, Xiphiidae. Bases 128 to 490 code for a protein of 120 amino acids.
UGUUCUAAUUGGAGUCCGGGCUUCAAAUUGAGGUGUGUCUGCACAUAUAAAGGACAUACAGGGGACGGCCGUGUCUGUGGAUCUACUCUCCAGGGCACAGAUCUGCAGUUUCAGUUUAAGUUACAAAAUGUACGGGCACAACCAAGGAAACCAGUACCCCCCUGGCUACCCGAACAAUCCUCAACAGAUGCCAGGGGGUUACCCUCACCAUCCUCCCGGGACCGUCCCACCACCAAACUACCCUCCACACGGUCCACAGGGAGGUUACGGACACGGACCUGGGCCUGGUUAUGGCCAUGGCCAAGGCCAAGGGCACGGGCAUGGGCACGGACAUGGACAUGGACAGGGCCAUGGAGAGUGCCAUGGACAGGGCCACGGACAUGGGCACAAGCACAAGCACAACCAUGGCCACAAGCAUGCCAAGUGUCACAAGAACGGAAAGGACUGUCACGGGUCCUCCAGCAGCUCCUGCAGCAGUGACUCUGACUGAUGAAGACUCCUGGAUGGAAAGAGACAAGUUGCUACCUGGACACCUUCAUCCUCCUACCAUAUAUUAUAAUCAAAGUUUUACUGCCAUAAGGUCUCUUCACAUAUAAGCUUAAAAUUAUAUUUGUAUCAAACACCUACAUUUUAACAAAAAUGUACCAGAAAAACAUGAUCAGGUUUCUGUCGAAACAUGUAUGAAAAACAGCUUUAGCUGUGUAAAUGAAAUCUUCUUAAAAUGUCGUGACUUUGGUGUUAGAGACAUGUCACAGACAUUAUUGUAUCCAUGAUUGUUUUUUGUUUUUUUUUGAGAAACAGAUUUCCGUGUGUGUGUG